AUGGCCUCGGAGACGGUGAAAGUGGUGGUUCGCUGUCGGCCCAUGAACCAACGGGAGAAAGAGCUGAACUGCCAGUCCGUGGUGACAGUGGACUGCGCCCGCGGCCAGUGUUUCAUCCAGAACCCGGGCGCCGCGGACGAGCCGCCCAAGCAGUUCACCUUCGACGGCGCCUAUUACCUGGAACACUACACCGAGCAGAUCUACAACGAGAUCGCCUAUCCCCUGGUGGAGGGUGUCACUGAGGGCUACAACGGCACUAUCUUUGCCUACGGCCAGACAGGCAGUGGGAAGUCUUUUACUAUGCAAGGCCUGCCAGACCCUUCCACCCAGAGAGGCAUCAUCCCCAGAGCGUUUGAACAUAUCUUUGAGAGUGUCCAGUGUGCGGAGAACACCAAAUUCUUGGUCCGGGCUUCCUAUCUAGAGAUCUAUAAUGAGGAUAUUCGAGACCUGCUGGGAGCUGACACCAAGCAAAAGCUGGAGCUGAAGGAGCACCCGGAGAAAGGCGUAUAUGUGAAGGGGCUGUCCAUGCACACGGUCCACAGCGUGGCCCACUGUGAGCGCAUCAUGGAGAUGGGCUGGAAGAACCGCUCGGUGGGCUACACCCUCAUGAACAAGGACUCCUCGCGCUCCCACUCCAUCUUCACCAUCAGCAUCGAGAUCUAUGCUGUGGAUGAGCAAGGCAAAGACCACCUUCGGGCCGGGAAGUUGAACCUAGUCGACCUGGCCGGCAGCGAGCGGCAGUCGAAAACGGGAGCGACAGGAGAGAGGCUCAAGGAGGCCACAAAAAUUAACCUCUCGCUAUCGGCUUUGGGCAACGUCAUCUCGGCCCUGGUGGACGGCCGCUGCAAACAUAUCCCCUACCGCGACUCGAAGCUGACCCGGCUGCUGCAGGACUCCUUGGGGGGCAACACCAAGACCCUCAUGGUGGCCUGCCUGUCCCCUGCCGACAAUAACUACGACGAGACCCUCAGCACCCUGCGGUAUGCCAACCGAGCCAAGAACAUCAAGAACAAGCCUUGCAUCAACGAGGAUCCCAAGGACGCCCUCCUGAGAGAGUACCAGGAGGAGAUCAAGAAACUGAAGGCCAUCCUGGCUCAAACAGUGACCUCAAACCGCCUGACAGCCUUGUUGUCGAACCAGCUAUUUGAUAAAGUUGAGCAGACCGAGGAGAAGCUGCCACCCCCACCACCUCCUCAGCCAGAUACUGAAGCAGAGAAGCAAUUGAUUCGGGAGGAGUAUGAGGAGAGGCUGGCCCGGCUAAAAGCUGAUUACAAAGCAGAGCAGGAGUCCAGAGCCAAGCUGGAAGAGGACAUGACCGCCAUGCGCAAUUCAUAUGAUGUGAAACUCUCUACCUUGGAAGAGAACCUCAGGAAGGAGGCCGAGGCUGCCCUGAAGGCUGAGGCCCUGUCCAAGGUUGAGGCCCUGGCCAAAGCUGAGGAACUGCUCAGGAUUGAGACCCUGUCCAAGGCUGAAGCUGUCCUCAAGGGUGAAGACCUCCCAAAAUCUGAGGGCCAGUUGGAGGUACUGCCUGAGGUCCCAUUGUCGGAGGUCUCGUCAUUGGAGCUCCCAUCGUUGGAGGUAUCCGACAAGCCCGAGGAGCCCUACCAGCCUGAGGUCCCCUUCCUACCCGAGGCCCCCUUCCUGUCUGAAGUCCCCCCCAAGGCCGAAGCCCCGUUUGUGUCUGAGGAGCCAUUUCCAUCAGACAUUCCUGCUGAGCCAGAGGCCCCACUGCCGUCUGAAAUCGCUGCAUCUGAUGCUCCGUUCAAGCCCGACGAGUUGUCCAAGGAUGAGUUCCUCCGCAGGCCUGAAGCCUUCAUCAAGGAUGACGCCAUCUCUGAGCAGUCAGCGCAGCCCCACCUAGAGCAGACAUUUGUGGAGCUGCAGCCUCUUAUGCUAGACAUUACCUCUCCAGAAGCUGAGCAGAUCACAGGGCAGCUGGCCAUUUUCUAUGAGCUGGAGGUAAAGCUGUCCAGGAUUUCCUCUGGGGCUGCCAACAAGCUGGAUAUAUCAGAAAUCCCACUGCAGGACGCUGAGCAGCCGCCGCAGAUAGCCCAGCAUGUGGGGAUCCCCCCAAAAAAGAGCACAGGAGUGGAAGUGGCGGUGGUGACGGAUGAAAUCCCUGCAGCCGUGGACCAGGAGCAGGUGCUGGCCAGGUUGCACAUGCUGGAGCAGCAGGUGGUGGGAGGAGAGCAAGCGAAGAACAAGGACCUGAAGGAGAAAUUGAAGCGGCGCAAACGGUACGCGGAUGAGCGGAAGAAGCAGCUGGUGGCGGCCCUGCAGAACUCUGACGAGGACAGUGGAGACUGGGUGCUCCUGAAUGUGUACGAUUCCAUUCAGGAGGAAGUGAGAGCCAAGAGCAAGCUCCUGGAGAAGAUGCAGAGAAAGCUGCGGGCUGCAGAGGUGGAGAUCAAAGAUCUACAGUCAGAAUUUGAGCUGGAGAAGAUUGAUUACUUGGCCACCAUCCGCAGGCAAGAGCGAGACUUCCUGCUUUUCCAGCAGCUUCUCGAACAGAUGCAGCCACUGAUUCGACGGGACUGUAACUAUAGCAACCUUGAUAAGAUCAAGCGGGAAUCAUCCUGGGAUGAAGAGAAUGGCUUCUGGAAAGUGCCAGAGCCUGUCAUUGUGAAAACCAGUCUCCCUGUAGCAGUUUCAACAUUACCACAGAAUAAGCCUUCAAGAAAAACCUGUUCAGCUGAUAAUGGAGAACCAUCGCAGGAGGAAGACCGCUACAAGCUAAUGCUGAAUAGGAGCGACAGUGAGAAUAUUGCCAGCAACUAUUUCCGAUCCAAACGGGCCAGCCAGAUCCUCAGUACGGAUCCCAUGAAGAGCCUGGCUUACCAUAACUCGCCGCCCGGGCUCAACUCCUCCCUGAACAACGCCUCCUCCAUCGUGACGCCCACCUUGCCCACCCAGGCCACGGACAUGCCCCAGCCUCGGCCCUUCCGUCUCGAGUCGCUGGACAUCCCCAUUGCCAAAGCCAAGCGCAAGAAAAGCAAAACCUGAGCCCCCCUGAGCACCUGCCAGCCAGUGGUGAUCCUGACGGACCUUAGCGGACCACCCCUCCCCAAACGCACCACCGCCAAGGGUUUUCUGGGGAGCCACCCUUCAGACCGAGGGCACCCUGUCCCUUUGCAUGGAUGAGACUGGAAAGAAAGCCAUUUGACCAGAGGGAGGGAGAGGGUCGUUCUUUGGCCUCUGCUGUUGAUUGAGCUUUGGAUUCCUGAUGAGAAAAAUAAAAAUAAAUGGCGCGUCCAGAUGGAUGGUGGGACA
Molecule: messenger RNA, 3270 nt
Organism: Vombatus ursinus (common wombat)
Lineage: Eukaryota; Metazoa; Chordata; Mammalia; Diprotodontia; Vombatidae
Gene: KIF17
Product: kinesin family member 17
Exons: 15
Coding region: 1-3003 (1000 amino acids)
Biological process (GO): microtubule-based movement
Molecular function (GO): ATP binding; microtubule binding; microtubule motor activity
Source: RefSeq, a predicted model, not a curated record